AUGCUGGCUAUGAAUUCGACAUCUGCUUCACCUCCGUGCAGAAGAGAGCAAUCCGGACCCUCUGGACAGUCUUGGAUGCCAUUGACCAGAUGUGGCUGCCAGUGGUCAGGACCUGGCGCCUCAAUGAGCGACACUAUGGGGGUCUGACUGGUCUCAAUAAAGCCGAAACUGCUGCUAAGCAUGGUGAGGCGCAGGUAAAGAUCUGGAGGCGAUCUUACGAUGUCCCACCACCUCCAAUGGAGCCUGAUCAUCCCUUCUACAGCAACAUCAGUAAGGAUCGCAGGUAUGCAGACCUUACUGAGGACCAGCUACCCUCCUGCGAGAGCCUCAAGGACACUAUUGCCAGAGCACUGCCUUUCUGGAAUGAAGAAAUUGUUCCCCAGAUCAAGGAGGGGAAGAGAGUCCUGAUUGCAGCCCAUGGCAACAGCCUUCGGGGCAUCGUCAAGCAUCUGGAGGGGCUCUCAGAAGAGGCCAUCAUGGAGCUGAACCUGCCAACUGGCAUUCCCAUUGUCUAUGAAUUGGACAAGAACUUGAAGCCUGUCAAACCCAUGCAGUUCCUGGGAGAUGAAGAGACCGUGCGGAAAGCCAUGGAAGCGGUGGCUGCUCAGGGCAAGGUCAAGAAGUGAAGGCGAGCAGGCAGACUCGUACCCCAGUGCCCUCCCCCUGCCUGUUUAUGCCUCCUGCACCCUUCCCCAACGCCUGCCACACUGACUACAUCUUUAGGAUCUUAAGUUUAAGUUGUAGUUGCAGAUGGGGACCUGUGGCUCCCAUUUUUAUUUAGUAUUUAAUCCCCUGCACCCACUCCCUUCAUAGAACCUAGUCAGAAAACACCUCUGGGGUGCAGGUUCUUGGUCCACAUCCAGGGACGGCUCCUCUUAACAGGAGAGUUGAGAGGUAGAAAUUAGUUUUCCUUAGUGCUGUGUUUACUAAGGCUCUGCUUUAGGAAGAGGUCAGGGAGGAACCAUGCAGUGGUAUAACCCAUGAGAAGCUGCAGCCAAGUUUUGUCCCUGGCGCCUGUCCUACACUUUCCACAGUUAGCUAACUAGGGGCUGUAGUCAUUUCAGUGGAAGGUGAAAGUAACUUACAUGGUGAUGUAAACAUACUACCUUCCUCUCUGACCCUAAAGGCCCCGGAAGGUUGGGACCAAUCCUGUCAAGUCUGUGUUACAUUUACUUUUACAAAAAAAGGUACAUGUGUAUUUAUCAGCAGAAAAAAGCCCCUCUGCUGUUUCUAGUGGUGAUUGAAAUAGUUCCAUGUGGUCACCAGACAAUAAGCCAUUCCUCAUACCAGAUGGGAUGAACUCCUUGUCCUCGAGGGGCAGGAGUGCUUCUGGCUGUGUUAGGUCACUUCUGCCUUGCUUUGCAGAGGUGCAGUGCCCCUUGAUCGGGUCCAGGUUUUGUCUUUCACUGAAUCAUGUUCCAGCUGCUUGGCCCUACCAUGUGGGUUCAGAACUCGUUUUGGGCAUAACUACUAAAUCUCUUUCCAGAUCAGUAUAAUAAAGGAGUGAUGUGCAAUA
Cricetulus griseus (Chinese hamster) is the source of this 1516-nucleotide messenger RNA. Lineage: Eukaryota; Metazoa; Chordata; Mammalia; Rodentia; Cricetidae. The record is from RefSeq and is a predicted model, not a curated record.